UGUCUUUCAGCUUCUUUUGCAGGUACGAUGGCUCGUGUCUUCGUCUACGGCACGCUGAAGAAGGGCCAGCCCAACUACAAGCACAUGAUCAACACGGCCAAGGGGCUAGCGAAAUUCCAAGGAACGGGCCGCACAGUGGAGAAGUACCCACUGGUGAUUGCAGGAAAAUACAACAUUCCUUACAUGCUGAACAUCCCGGGCACAGGACACCACGUUGCUGGGGAGAUUUACUCUGUUGACGACCAGAUGCUGCGGUUCCUGGAUGAGUUUGAAGGCUGCCCAGACAUGUACCAGCGUACCCUGAUGAGAAUCGAGGUGGUGGAGUGGGAAGGGAAGGGCGGCGCUGGCGAGGGGCGGGCAGCUGCCGAGGGCAUCGUGGAGUGCUUCGUGUACAGCACAACGACAUACCCGCCCGAGUGGGUUGGCCUCCCCUACUAUGACAGUUACGACUCUUCAGGGAAACACGGCCUCUCCUACGUCCUACGUGAAAGCCGGGAUUAGAAAUGGGAGGUGACGCAGCCUGGCCGAAGACGUAGUACUAAGGCAACCUGCAGAAGAUGAACUGUGCUCCUCUAGGAAGGGGCAAGAUGGCAUUAAGGAGACUUGUAGGAAGAUCUGCAGGAUGUCUGCCUCAGUUUCUCCAGCUGCAAAAGCAUUAAUUUUCCCAAAGGGCAGGUACUACCCAAACACUCUCCUUACUCAUCUUGAUGGGUUUUAUAAACUAAUUAACAAAGUAGAUCCCUGUACUACAUAAUUCCCCCUUAGCCGUGUGAUGUAGUUGGCAGUGUCACAGUAACAUGAAAAAAUGCCUCUUCAGUCAGUAGUUUAAAGUAGAAUCAUGAACCUCUUAUGUUUGAAUUAGUCACCAGCCCUGUCACAGACUGUUUUUGUCCUUCACCUUCUGGUAAAGGGCCCAGGCGCCUCUGGCCAGAGGGGUUUUUCUGGGAAGUAGCAUGACUCUGCACAUCCUAGGCAAGAAAAUGAGAGCAGCCCCCCUCCUCUCUGGAGCAGUGGUCAAGGCACAGCAGGAACGGUGACUUAGAGGUAUGUAAAAAAAAACAAAACAGCUGCAGGAGGUGAGACCAAAGGCGGGAGUAACCCAGUGUCCUGUGGCCCAGCAAUGGGCAGCAGCGGAGGCCCAGGGACAGAGAUGAUGCUUGGAGCAUGCAGGGACUGCAGAGGUAUCACUGCAUCUAGUGUGCUGCAGCUGCUGACUUACUGAGCUUGAUCAAUUAAUGGAAGAAAGUGUCUCUGUUAAACCACACACUAACAUUUUGAACCCAGUAAACUUCUGGUAUCUACACCAUGCCAUGGCCUGGAGUUCCUGAGCAAGGAGGAAAAAAAUAUACAUCCUCUUACCUGUUCUGACCAAGUCACCAGCGCUUACAUUUCUGUUCUUGUCUCUUAAAUCUUCCUCCUCUCCAGGCCCUCUCCGGUUUCCCACACUGGAUACACAGCUCUUCCCAUAGGAUAUAGUCGCAGGUUAUGAACAGUCCUAGUUCUUCACACAGUCUUUAGAAAGAGCCUCUGCACAACAAAGGAUCAGACACUUGGUCUCUCUUUCCUGUAAGAGUUCAGGAGGAGGCUUGGCCUGAGGGACAUCGAGUGCCUCUAGCAAUACCUUGGGGUGGCUGAGGGGCUUCAAGGACAGUGCCAGCUCCUUCUGUAAGGACAGGCAUCCCAUAAUCAGUUAGAAGAAGUUAAAGCGGGGAAAAUUAGAGUAUGGAGUCUGAAUAAAAGAAAAUUCCCUUACAACUGUAAUGAAACUACAUGGAGAAAGUCUGCACUAGCAAAAUAAAACAUCUAACACCUGUAAUUUACAUCUAGUCUAUAUGAAGACUUCAAAAUGUUAUAAUAAAGCUGAUCAGAAUUUAAGCCAUAGGCAGAAUGUGUUCAGUGCUUACACCAAGCACAGGAAAACUGCUCGGUUAACCACUCAGUGGUUCACUUUUCACUCUUACCAGCCAUUCUGUACAAUUUGGCUGGGCCCUCAAACCAGUGAUGUUACCAUGGAGAAGAUGAAUCAGAUUCAGGCUUUUGUUAUGUUUUUGUGGUUUUUUUAAAAAAAGAGGCUUUUCCUGUUUUAAAGCAGUAAUGGUAUUUUAUUGAUUUUAUUUGAUCCUGAAAAAUCAAAGAAUUACAAAGGUUAUGUACAAGUAUUUCUGGAAGUAAAAAUCUGGGAUCUGUUGCCAAGGUUUAACAUCUGUGUUUGCUGUCUUAACCACUGAUACAAUAAAUACAAUUGUAUAAAAUCUUGCACAUAGGACUGUCCAUUUUCUGUGUUGAAUUGCCUUAAUCUUACUACGGAUGAAAAUAAUAAAGGCUUAGCUAAUUCAA
This is a messenger RNA of Athene cunicularia (burrowing owl), 2337 nucleotides long. RefSeq names its product gamma-glutamylamine cyclotransferase (gene GGACT). The record is from RefSeq and is a predicted model, not a curated record. Bases 28 to 501 code for a protein of 157 amino acids. Gene Ontology annotation, molecular function: gamma-glutamylaminecyclotransferase activity. The transcript has 2 exons. NCBI's taxonomy places the organism in Eukaryota, Metazoa, Chordata, Aves, Strigiformes, Strigidae.